UGAGUCUCCGCCCACCACACCAGGUCCCGCCCCCUGCGCGUGGGCCCCGCCUCCAGGCCCAACCCAAGAUGGCGGAGAUCCCCCUCUACUUUGUGGACUUGCAGGAUGACUUAGACGAUUUGCUCAGCUCUAGCUUAUUUUGGAGCUAGGAAUUGAACAUGGGACCUCCAGGACCUCAGGAAUAUUGUUCAGUUUAUUCAUACUGUAUGGACUCCACCAUAUUCACCAUCUCCAAGUUCACCCCUCGCCAGGUGAACUUUCAGCAGGAAAAUUAAGAUGUGUAAUAUCAAAAUGGAGCACAGGAGCUGCUCUGACUUACACAUUUCUUUCCUAUCAGAUGGAUUUGAAGACUAUGGUCCAGAUUGUGAUAGCAUGAGGGUAACGGCCUUCUUGGACAUUCCAGGCCAGGAUGACUUGCCUCCACUCACUCGCCUGGAAAAGUAUGCCUAUAGUGAUAACAUCUUAAACCGCCAGAUUAUUGCUAGAGGGCUACUUGAUAUCUUCCGGGACUUCAGCAAUAAUGAAGAAGAUUUCUUAACAGUAAUGGAGAUUGUAGUCAGAUUGUCAGAAGAUUCAGAGCCCUCAGUGCGGACCGAGCUGGUGGAACAGAUUCCUUCUAUUUGCAUUUUUUUACAAGAAAACAGAUCAAAUUUUCCAGUGGUGCUUUCUGAAUAUCUCAUACCUACUGUAGUGAGGUACCUCACAGAUCCAAACAAUCAGGUUAGAAAAUCAAGUCAGGAAGUGCUCCUGAUUCUUCUGGAACAAGAUCUAAUUUUCCAGCACGAUAUUGAAAACAAAGUGUGUCCAAUCCUGCUGGCACUUUCUGCCCCUGACAGUGAUGAAGAAUAUAAAGCAGAAGUCGUGACUAUAAUCUGCAAACUAGCAUCAGUGCUGAACAGGCACACAGUUGAACACUUGUUGCUCCCUCGAUUCUGUGAAUUGUGUAGUGAUGGGAAGCUUUUUCAAGUUCGGAAGGUAUGUGCUAUAAAUUUUGGUGAUAUUUGUCAUGCUGUUGGACAAGAAGCCACUGAGAAAUUUUUGAUACCAAAGUUUUUUGAACUCUGCUCCGAUCAUGUUUGGGGGAUGCGAAAAGCCUGUGCAGAGUGCUUCAUGGCAGUAUCUUACAACACAUCUUCAGAGGUCCGCAGAAGCAAGCUCUCCCCUCUAUUCAUCAGACUCAUAAGUGACCCUUGUCGGUGGGUAUGCCAGGCAGCAUUUCAGUCCCUGGGCCCUUUCAUUUCCACCUUUGCAAACCCCUCCAGGGCUGGGCUUCAUAUUCAAGAAAAUGGCACCCUGAGCAUUCGACCACCUGCUCAGGAUUUGGACUCUGACUUACCCUCCAUGCCAGCCAGUGCGGGCAAUAGUGAUAACACUUCUUCAUCUUGCUCUACAAAGUUGGAGAGGACAGAGGCAGAUCUACCCAUGGAAGGUGCAUCAAUGGAAACCAGUAAUUUCUUCCAUGUCAGUAACGACUCUAAAGUCCUAGUGGAAAGCCCAGUAACAGACUCUGUCUUGUAUGGAGCUGAGUUGACGACACUUUCCCCAGUGGCCAGUGCCUUCCUGACAUUCCCUGAUCUCACUGACCUCCCCAUCAAGAGCCAUCCUGGACCAGAUUCCUGGACCUGCCUAGGGAGGCCUGAGGAUAUAUUCAGUAAUUUUCUUUAUUGGCGAACUCCACUCCCUGACAUAAGCAAGGACCUAGAGCUACUCCUGAGUGAGGUGGGGCAGCAAGAAGAAGGCUGCAGCUGCAGCCCGCUUGCAACUGUGCAUAACCACUGUGUGGCCCAGAGUGAGAUCCAAAAAGUCCUUGAGAGCUUGCAGGAGCAUAUGAUGAAUGAUCCAGAUGUUCAAGCUCAAGUUCAGGUAUUAUCAGCUGCACUGAGAGCUGCACAGUUUGACUCUGUGAAUGAGCCUGAGCACAGGAUGACAGAAGGUCUAAAUGAGGUGUCCAUUUCAGAUCCCAGUCCUGCCUCUGACAAUCAGAUGGCUCUGUCAGCUUCAUCAUCUCAGAAUGAUCUCUCUGUGGCCGGGAUAUUGCAACACGCAGAUCCAGGUGAACCCUCCAAAGGCACCAGCAACCAUUUGGAGACCAAGCAUGAGCAUGAACCCACCCCACUUGAGGAUAAUAAACCCAAAUUACAGGAUAUAGUGCCUCAGCCCUUACUAGAUCAAUAUGUGUCAAUGACUGACCCAGCACGAGCCCAGACUGUGGAUACUGACAUAGCCAAACACUGUGCCUACAGCCUCCCGGGGGUGGCGCUUACCCUGGGCAGGCAGAAUUGGCACUGCUUAAAAGAUACAUACGAAACGCUGGCUUCUGACGUACAGUGGAAGGUACGUCGGACCCUGGCCUUCUCUAUCCAUGAACUGGCUGUGAUUCUCGGGGAUCAAUUAACAGCAGCUGACCUGGUGCCCAUCUUCAAUGGAUUCUUAAAGGACCUGGAUGAAGUACGAAUAGGAGUUCUUAAGCACUUGUAUGAUUUUCUAAAGUUGCUGCAUGAAGACAAGAGGAGAGAAUAUCUUUAUCAGCUUCAAGAAUUUGCAGUGACUGAUAAUAGCAGGAAUUGGAGGUUUCGAUAUGAACUAGCAGAACAGCUGAUCCUGAUUUUGGAGCUCUAUAACCCCAGUGAUGUGUAUGAUUAUUUAAUGCAUAUUGCCUUAAAAUUAUGUGCAGAUAAAGUUUCUGAAGUUCGGUGGAUCUCCUUCAAACUAGUUGUGGCAAUUCUGCAGAAGUUCUAUUCCCACAGUGAAAAUGCACUGGGGUUAAAUUUCAUCAGUGAACUCAUCAUACGGUUCCGGCACUGUUCUAAGUGGGUCGGAAGGCAAGCUUUUGCUUUCAUUUGUCAGGCAGUGGUGACUGCGGAGUGUAUCCCUGUGGAUCAGUUUGUUGAACACUUACUCCCCAGCCUUUUAAGCCUCACAUCAGAUCCUGUUCCAAAUGUGAGGGUCUUGCUUGCCAAAACUCUAAGGCAGACACUAUUGGAAAAGGCAUACUUUAGAAAUGCUGGUAACCCUCAUCUUGAAGUUGUUGAAGAGACCAUCUUAACUUUGCAGUUGGACCGGGACCAAGAUGUUUCAUUUUUUGCUACUCUAGAACCAAAGCGGCAGGAUUUUAUAGAUACUGCUGUGCUAGAGAAACAGAAUUAACCACUAUGUGAUCUACUACAAGCUGAUCAUUUUAUGUUUGGCAUGUGUUGUUUACCCUAACUUGAAGGGGAGUUGUAUCAUACUCUGUGAGGGAGGUGAGAACUCUGAUGAAACUUUCACCCCACACAUUCCAGUGACUCCUUUUCUAGCUGCAUUCACAAGUCUGAAUCUAGGAGAGUCCCAGGUGGCCAUACUGUGCUCCACUGCCAUGUGCUUGCUAUCCAGAUCAGGAAGACUGUGGUAGGUAGGCCAGAGAUCCCUGUGGUUGAAUGAGUAUGAAGGUGUCCAUGGUAUUGGAUUGCCUGCAGGGAUUUGUCUCUCUUUUAGGCUAUAUUAUUUAAAUACCCACCCCCAAUAAAGUAGUUUAAUAGAAGUUUUCAAUCCUUACAGAUUAGCAUAUCUGGUUUUCUUUAUGCUUUCCUGUAAUAUAUAGUUUAUGGUAUUAUGUUUUUAUUUUUAACCAGAAAACUAUAUGUAUGUAAAUAACUUUUGACAGGAAGAAAAUAUAUUAAUGUAUUAUUAGCCUCCUAUCAGUGAACAGAAUAAAUUCAUCAUUUAAAUUUA
Erinaceus europaeus (western European hedgehog) is the source of this 3711-nucleotide messenger RNA. Its product is annotated as serine/threonine-protein phosphatase 4 regulatory subunit 1-like. The record is from RefSeq and is a predicted model, not a curated record. The transcript has 22 exons. NCBI's taxonomy places the organism in Eukaryota, Metazoa, Chordata, Mammalia, Eulipotyphla, Erinaceidae. Gene Ontology annotation, molecular function: protein phosphatase regulator activity. Gene Ontology annotation, biological process: protein dephosphorylation. The coding region runs from base 277 to 3147 and encodes 956 amino acids.